UUUUUUUUUUGGUUAAACCGACUACCUAGGACCAGCUCCCAGCUGCGAAGAAGUACUACGUCGCUCUCUCUCUCUCUCUGAGAUAUACGCAGAGCAUUUGAUUCGCCGAGAAUCCAAUUCCCAUUCCAUUUCCAUUUCAAUCAUAUCCAGCUGAAUAAAAGGAUAUAGCUUAGUUUGUUGAAACUUACAAGCAUUGGACUCAUAUCAGUUGUGAAAGACAACUCCAUUAGGGGAGGGAGAGUAUAUGUACUUCUAAGCUUGGAACUUUUCCUGGGGGAGGAGUGACACAAAAAAAUGGCUUUCAAGCCACUGGAUUGGUAUUGUCAGCCAGUGGCAAAUGGGGUGUGGGCAAGGACAGUGCAGAAUGCAUUUGGUGGAUAUACACCAUGUGCUGUUGACUCUCUAGUAAUCUGUGUUUCUCAUUUGGUUGUUCUGGGUCUUUGCUGCUAUCGGAUAUGGCUGAUCAAGAAGGAUUUCAAAGCCAAGAGGUUCUGCCUGAGGUCAAAGUUGUAUAACUAUGUGUUGGCUUUAUUGGCUGCUUAUUGUACUGCCGAGCCUUUGUUUAGAUUAAUCAUGGGAAUUUCAGUCUUCAAUUUAGAUGGGCAGGCUGGUCUUGCUCCAUUUGAGACUGUUUCUCUGCUCAUUAAGGCUCUUGCUUGGUGUACAAUGCUGGUAUUGAUUGGUGUAGAAACUAAAGUAUACAUCUAUGAUUUUCGAUGGUUUGUCAGAUUUGGAGUCAUUUAUGCUUUAGUUGGUGAUGCUGUGAUGUUCAAUCUUGUUCUUUCCAUGAAGGGCUUCUAUGAUAGCUCUGUACUGUAUUUGUACAUCAGUGAGGUUGUUGUCCAGGUUUUGUUUGGAAUACUUUUACUUGUAUAUGGUCCUUGCUUGGAUCCCUAUCCUGGUUAUACCCCAAUUGGGUCUGAAUCAGUUGAUGAUACUGCAUAUGAAGAACUUCCGGGAGGAGAGCAAGUUUGUCCUGAGAGACAUGUCAGUGUAUUUUCAAAAAUAUUUUUUUCCUGGAUGAAUCCCAUAAUGAAGCUAGGCUACAAAAGGCCUCUCACAGAGAAAGAUGUCUGGAAAUUAGACUAUUGGGAACGAACUGAAACAUUGCACAAUAAGUUCCAGAAAUGUUGGGCUGAGGAAUCACAGAAGCCUAAACCUUGGCUUCUAAGAGCCUUAAAUUAUAGCCUUGGGGGAAGGUUUUGGUGGGGUGGCUUCUGGAAGGUAACGAGAGUAUGCAUUUGGAAAAGUGCAAUUGGCAACGAUCUUUCCCAAUUUGUCGGGCCACUCAUCUUAAAUAACCUCCUACAGUCAAUGCAACGGGGGGAUCCAGCAUGGAUUGGGUACAUCUAUGCCUUCUCAAUAUUUGUUGGAGUGGUUUUUGGUGUGUUAUGCGAAGCCCAGUAUUUUCAGAAUGUAAUGCGUGUUGGUUACCGGCUGAGGUCAACCUUGGUUGCCGCUGUAUUUCGUAAAUCGUUAAGGCUAACUCAUGAAGCUCGCAAGAAGUUUGCAUCUGGGAAAAUAACCAACUUGAUGACAACUGAUGCAGAAUCACUUCAGCAAAUAUGCCAAUCGCUUCACACUUUGUGGUCUGCUCCAUUUCGUAUUGUUAUCUCUAUGGUUCUUCUUUACCGGCAAUUGGGUGUUGCUUCGCUUCUUGGUGCAUUAUUGCUAGUUCUUUUGUUCCCCGUACAGACAUUGGUGAUAAGCAGAAUGCAGAAAUUGUCUAAGGAGGGGUUGCAACGUCAAGACAAGAGAAUUGGUCUGAUGAACGAAAUUUUGGCUGCCAUGGACACUGUGAAGUGUUAUGCAUGGGAAGAUAGUUUCCAAUCAAAAGUACAAAGUGUUCGGACUGAAGAAUUAUCUUGGUUUCGUAAAGCAUCACUACUAGCAGCGUGCAAUGGAUUUAUACUAAAUAGUAUCCCAGUUGUGGUGACCGUGGUUUCAUUUGGAUUGUUCACUUUUCUUGGGGGAGAUCUAACACCUGCAAGAGCUUUUACUGCCAUUUCUCUAUUUGCUGUGCUUCGCUUUCCACUAUUCAUGCUUCCUAAUAUAAUAACUCAGGUGGUUAAUGCAAAUGUAUCCUUAAAGCGUCUAGAAGAGCUACUCUCAGCUGAAGAGAGAAUUCUUCUACCAAACCCACCUCUAGAUCCAGGCUUUCCAGCCAUCUCAAUCAAGAAUGGAAGCUUUUCAUGGGAUGCAAAGGCGGAGAGCCCUACAUUGUCAGAUGUCAAUUUGGAUAUACCCGUUGGUAGCUUAGUUGCAAUUGUUGGCAGUACUGGAGAAGGGAAGACAUCACUUAUUUCUGCAAUGCUUGGGGAGCUUCCUGCAAUCUCAAAUGCUAGAGUUGUUGUGAGAGGAACAGUUGCGUAUGUCCCACAAGUUUCAUGGAUUUUCAACGCAACAGUACGCGAUAAUAUUUUAUUUGGAUCUGCUUUUCAAUCAGCAAGAUAUGAGAAGGCAAUUGAUGUGACUGCAUUGCGGCAUGACCUUGACCUACUACCUGGAGGUGAUCUUACAGAGAUUGGUGAGAGAGGUGUCAACAUUAGUGGUGGGCAAAAGCAAAGAGUUUCCAUGGCCAGGGCUGUGUACUCUGAUUCUGACGUGUACGUCUUUGAUGACCCUUUAAGUGCACUGGAUGCUCACGUGGCUCGACAGGUUUUCGAUAAAUGCAUUAAGGGAGAACUAAGAGGGAAGACUAGAGUCCUUGUUACAAAUCAGCUGCAUUUUCUCUCACAAGUUGAUAGAAUCGUUCUGGUCCAUGAAGGUAUGGUGAAAGAGGAGGGAACAUUUGAGGAGCUCUCUAGUAAUGGCAUACUGUUCCAAAAGCUAAUGGAAAAUGCAGGAAAGAUGGAAGAGUUUGAGGAACAAAAGGAAGAGGAUGAUAUUGAUAAUAAGACCUCUUCGAAACCUAUUGCAAACGGGGUUGUUAAUGACUUUUCAAAGAAUGCAAACCAUACAAAUAAACGGAAAGAAGGAAAAUCUGUUCUUAUUAAGCAGGAAGAGCGGGAAACAGGUGUUGUCAGUAUGAAUGUCUUGAAUAGGUACAAGGAUGCAUUAGGAGGCCUAUGGGUGGUUUGUAUACUCUUUACAUGCUAUGUCUUGACUGAAUCUCUGCGAGUUUCAAGUAGCACGUGGUUAAGCCAUUGGACUGAUGCAGGCAUGUCAAUGGGUUACAAUCCUGGUUACUAUAACCUGAUAUAUGCAGCUUUAUCAUUUGGCCAGGUUUUGGUGACAUUGGCGAAUUCUUAUUGGUUGGUCAUAUCAAGUCUUUAUGCUGCCAAAAGGUUGCAUGAUGCCAUGCUUACUGCCAUAUUAAGAGCACCAAUGGUCUUCUUCCAAACCAAUCCGCUUGGACGCAUUAUCAAUAGAUUUGCAAAGGACCUAGGAGACAUUGAUCGGAAUGUUGCACCAUUUGUGACUAUGUUUCUUGGCCAGAUGUCACAGCUUUUUUCCACUUUCAUCUUGAUAGGAAUUGUGAGCACCAUGUCUUUAUGGGCCAUAAUGCCACUUUUGGUUUUGUUUUAUGCGGCCUACCUAUACUACCAGAGCACAGCACGAGAAGUAAAGCGCUUAGAUUCGAUCAGCAGAUCUCCUGUUUAUGCCCAAUUUGGAGAAGCACUGAAUGGUUUGUCAACUAUUCGAGCAUACAAAGCUUAUGAUCGGAUGGCAGACAUCAAUGGGAAAUCUGUGGACAACAGCAUUAGAUUUACCCUUGUGAACAUCAGUGGAAACCGCUGGCUUGCCAUCCGUUUGGAAACAUUGGGAGGCCUCAUGAUAUGGUUUACUGCAACCUUCGCUGUAAUGCAGAAUGGGAGGGCAGAAAACCAGCAGGCAUUUGCAUCCACCAUGGGUCUUCUUCUUAGUUAUGCUUUAAACAUUACGGGCUUGUUGACUGGUGUACUGAGACUUGCAAGUCUGGCUGAGAAUAGUUUAAAUGCAGUUGAGCGGGUUGGCACAUAUAUAGAUUUGCCUCCAGAGGCGCCACCUAUUAUUGAGAGCAACCGCCCCCCUCCUGCAUGGCCUUCAUCUGGAUCCAUCAAGUUUGAGGAUGUUGUUCUACGUUAUAGGCCUGAACUUCCUCCAGUCCUGCAUGGAUUGUCUUUCACAAUUUUUCCAACUGACAAGGUGGGAAUUGUUGGAAGGACUGGGGCAGGGAAAUCUAGCAUGCUCAAUGCUUUAUUUCGCAUUGUAGAACUGGAAAGAGGUAGAAUUUUGAUUGAUGAUUAUGACAUUGCAAAGUUUGGACUCAGAGAUCUACGUAAAGUUCUUGGAAUCAUACCACAGUCACCAGUUCUCUUUUCAGGAUCUGUGAGAUUUAAUCUUGAUCCUUUCAAUGAACACAAUGAUGCUGACCUUUGGGAGGCAUUAGAGAGGGCACACUUGAAGGAUGUUAUCAGAAGGAAUUCUUUUGGUCUGGAUGCUGAGGUUUCGGAAGCAGGGGAGAAUUUCAGUGUUGGACAGAGGCAACUAUUGAGUCUUGCUCGAGCACUGUUGCGGAGAUCAAAGAUACUGGUUCUUGAUGAGGCUACCGCAGCUGUUGAUGUUAGAACUGAUGCUCUUAUUCAGAAAACUAUUCGAGAAGAAUUUAAAUCAUGUACAAUGCUUAUUAUUGCUCAUAGACUGAAUACCAUUAUCGACUGUGACAGGAUAAUUCUGCUUGAUGCUGGUCAGGUUCUAGAAUAUGAUACUCCUGAGGAACUUCUGUCAAAUGAAGGAAGUGCUUUCUCGAAGAUGGUUCAAAGUACAGGGGCUGCAAAUGCUCAAUACUUACGUAGCUUAGUACUUGGAGGGGAAGGAGAAAACAAGAUGGGAAAAGGAGAGAAGAAGGCAGUAGAUGGACAGAGGAGAUGGCUGGCCUCUUCUCGAUGGGCUGCUGCCGCCCAGUUUGCCCUUGCUGUUAGCCUCACCUCGUCACAGAAUGACCUUCAACGUCUGGAAAUCGAAGAUGAGAACAGCAUCCUGAAGAAAACAAAGGAUGCAGUAAUAACUCUACGGGGAGUUUUGGAAGGAAAGCACGACAAAGUAAUUGAAGAAUCGCUUGAUCAAUACCAGGUCUCUAGAGAUGGAUGGUGGUCAUCUCUUUACCGGAUGGUUGAAGGUCUUUCUGUGAUGAGCAGGUUAGCUCGGAACAGGCUUCAACAAUCAGAAUAUGAUAUUGAUGAAAGAUCUAUAGACUGGGACCAUAUUGAAAUGUAGGGCACACUGUCUCUCUGUUUUAGUUAACAGGCUUCAUAGUCCUACCUAGGACUAUGCAUUCACACAGUAGUGAGUGCUGCAACCUCUAUAUUUUUUGUAAUGCACCUCUCAGACCUGUUCAAACUAAAUAUAAAUAGCGAUAGAAAUGCGGGACAUUAUACACUAUUUUUGUACACCUGACUAGAAGCUGGUCUUAGACCAUAUGUUAAAUUUGUCCUGACCUUAUGUACA
Molecule: messenger RNA, 5430 nt
Organism: Quercus robur (English oak)
Lineage: Eukaryota; Viridiplantae; Streptophyta; Magnoliopsida; Fagales; Fagaceae
Product: ABC transporter C family member 2-like
Exons: 28
Coding region: 295-5199 (1634 amino acids)
Biological process (GO): transmembrane transport
Cellular component (GO): membrane
Molecular function (GO): ATP hydrolysis activity; ABC-type transporter activity; ATP binding
Source: RefSeq, a predicted model, not a curated record